Aaosphaeria arxii CBS 175.79 is the source of this 997-nucleotide messenger RNA. RefSeq names its product RWD-domain-containing protein. The record is from RefSeq and is a predicted model, not a curated record. Gene Ontology annotation, molecular function: protein binding. Lineage: Eukaryota; Fungi; Ascomycota; Dothideomycetes; Pleosporales. Gene Ontology annotation, biological process: cytoplasmic translation. The coding region runs from base 209 to 946 and encodes 245 amino acids. The transcript is spliced from 2 exons.
CGGGCGGGAGAGAGACGACCUCAAUACAUUCGAGUUUUGUAAAACCAACCAACACUAGCCUUGCCCCAUUCCUCCACCCUCCAACCCCCAGAUUUAAUUCAGAGGAAUUGUCGAACGACAACGUUGACGGGAUUUUGCGUUGUCGAAAUCGUCAGGGUUUCACUACUACACUACUGCAUUGCAACGAGAUAUCAAGUAGUACUUCACAAUGGGCGUCGAAGAGCAAAAAGAAGAGCGCGAGAUCCUCGAGUCGAUUUACCCAGACGAAAUCACAGACAUCUCCCCCACCGAAUACCGAAUAUCCAUCGCCCUGGACAUCGAAAGCGAUGAUGCCACAGCAUUCGACCCCGACGACGAGGACUCCGCCGCCUCCAAACCAAGCAUAAACCUCACGGUCUCCUACCCGCCCGACUACCCGGACGAAGGACCCCGUCUCGACAUCUCGGCGCCGCCCAACGCCGCGAAGCACGAGUACCUCGACGUGCAGGAGGACAAGGCGCGGCUGCUGUCCGCGCUGUCUGACACGAUUGAGGAGAACCUGGGCAUGGCGAUGGUGUUUACGCUGGUGAGCACGCUGAAGGAGGCGGCGGAGCAGUUGAUUGCCGAGAGGGCGGGUGCGAAGCAGGCGGCGUUGGAGCAGGAGGCCGCGCGCGCCGAGGAGGAGGAGAAUAGGAAGUUCCAGGGGCAGGCGGUGACGCGGGAGAGUUUCUUGAAGUGGAGGGAGGGGUUUAGGAGGGAGAUGCAGGAGGAGGAGCAGAGGCGGUUGGAGGAGAAGGAGGAGGCGGAGAAGAAGAAGAGGGGGCCGAAGGAGGAGAAGAGGAUGUCGGGCAAGGAGUUGUGGGUUAAUGGGUUGGUUGGGAAGGGUGAGGAUGAUGAGGGGGAGGGGGACGGGAGGGAUGCUUUGGAGGGGAUGGAGAAGCUGGGGAUUGUUGAGGCGGCUUCUUGAGGGAGUUCGUGGUAGGAAAAAUAAUAUAUACCCCGCCGUUUGUACGCAAGG